Eurytemora carolleeae is the source of this 722-nucleotide messenger RNA. Its product is annotated as juvenile hormone acid O-methyltransferase. The record is from RefSeq and is a predicted model, not a curated record. NCBI's taxonomy places the organism in Eukaryota, Metazoa, Arthropoda, Copepoda, Calanoida, Temoridae. Bases 26 to 670 code for a protein of 214 amino acids. The transcript is spliced from 10 exons.
UCAGAUUACCGUAAUAAUUUUCAAUAUGAAGCUAUUAAGCGGGUUAAGAACCGCCAUGAACUUUGUAACUCCCAAGCAGUACUCAGUUUCCAAUCAGUCCCAUUUCAUUAUUAACACUAAAACUAUAAAUCAGCUGGUCAAGUUCUUUCCUCCACUAUCUGGGACAGAAAAGGUUUUAGAUUUUGGUUGUGGUACAGGAGAAACCACAUUAGCUAUGGCUGAAGGAAGGUUUGGUGAGCUGGGUAAUCCUGGAAGAGUUAUAGGAGUCGAUAUCUCACAGGAUAUGAUUGAAUACUGCAAAUCAAAAUACAAUCUUGAUAAAUUGGAGUUUUUGCAGCUUGACACAGAGACAAACCAAACGAAGAUUUUUUGCAACCAGUAUAGGGGAACCUUUGACCUUGUCACCUCAUUUAACUGCCUUCACUGGGUCACAAACCAGCCGGAUACAGUCUCAUUCUUUAAUUCAAUACUAAAGAAGAAUGGACUCUUUAUCUUCCUAGUUGUAUCUUCGCAAAGUUUAAAGAAUAAUCCCCAUCGCAGUACGUUUGAAGAAAUGAAGAAAGAAGGUGAAUGGGCUAAUAUUCUGAAGAACACAAGCUGGCCGUGUCAUAAUAUCCUCCAAGUAAACUCUGACUGGAUGAGUAACCGAGAUACAGACGGAUCAGGUUAAAUAAAAUAUCACAAAGAUGUAUCUUCUAUAUAAUAAAACAAGACACUAAGUA